AUGAAACACAACAACGUUAUUCCAAAUGCUCAUUUCAAUAAAAAGUGGCAAUUACAUGUACGUACAUGGUUCGAUCAAGCAGCUCGUAAAGCUCGACGAUAUCGGAAACGUUUAGUUAAAGCCCAACGUGUUGCUCCUCGACCAGCUAAAGGUUCAUUACGUCCUAUUGUUCAUAGUACAACACGUCGUUACAAUAUGAAAGUUCGUUCUGGACGUGGAUUUUCAUUGGAUGAAAUACGUGCUGCUGGUCUUCAUCCAAAAUAUGCUCGAACCAUUGGUAUUGCCGUUGAUCAUCGACGACGUAAUAAAUCCACUGAAGCUUUUCAACUUAAUGUUCAACGUCUAAAACAAUAUCUUGGCAAACUUAUUUUGUUUCCAUUAAAAUCUGAUAAACCUAAAAAGAACGAUGCUAAACCAGAAGAAAUUAAAUUGGCUGUACAACUUAAAAAACAACGUGUUAUGCCAAUUAAACAACUAGUCAGACGUGAAAAGGCUCGACCAAUUAAUGAUGCUGAUACUAAAUUUCAAGCUUUUCAAGCUUUACGUAUGGCUCGUGCUGAUGCACGAUUCAUUGGACAACGUGAAAAGAAAGCUAAACAAGCAGCUGAAGAUGAAAAGAAACCCAAGAAAGAGAAAUAA
This is a messenger RNA of Rotaria sordida, 639 nucleotides long. The record is from the annotation of a GenBank genome assembly. NCBI's taxonomy places the organism in Eukaryota, Metazoa, Rotifera, Eurotatoria, Philodinida, Philodinidae.